UAAUAAAUUUGAUUUUAUUAUUCAUCUUAAAUAUAAUUGUCGACUAGACAACUCGACGAAUAUUUGAGUGCCACUCGUCUUUUUCUACGAAACAAAAGCAGAGCUUGCAGUUAGCGAAAAAACAAACAAACAAGAUUUAUCCUUGACUGUAAAAAGAUUUAUCCUUUUCCUUUGAAACUUUAGCCGAUAAUAAUCUACAAUUAACUGAUCUUUGUUUUUUCAUUUUUACAUCAAUAGUAAUUAUUAUAAUUGUAAAAUAUAUAUUCCCCCCUGAAGCCGCCAUUAUUGCUUCCCUGUCCCACAAUCAACAUUUCACUAACAGCACUUUGUUUGGACCUAAUUUUUUUUUGUUGAUUUUUUCUAGUCCCAGAUCUAUAUAGUUCUGUCGUAUUCAUCAAACUUCACUUUCUCCGACGAUUCUCAUUCUACCCCCCUUUUUUUUUUCUUUUUUGCAUCGACGAUAAGGGUUUCUCGAUGUCCCUAGAUUGGUGUACAUCCAAUCGAAGGUGAAAAGCAAAGUUUUCGUUUGUAGCAAAGAGUUUCUGCUAUUUGGUGAAGAAAAGAAGUGCCCAAAUAUAGGGAUUCGGAGCUUUUUCUUCAGUUCUAGGGGUGUUUGUGUUUGAUGCUCGUUAGCCUGUGGAACGAAUGGCUCCUAUAUACUAUAUCCUCAUUGCGCUGCCUUGUACCUGUGGUGCAAUCGGAUUGGCGCUUUUGCACAUAUACAGGCAUCUUUUGAAUUACACUGAGCCUACUUAUCAAAGAUACAUUGUCCGGAUCAUCUUCAUGGUUCCUGUUUAUGCACUAACGUCAUUCUUGUCACUCAUCCUAAAUGAGAGAGCCAUCUAUUUCAAUUCCAUUCGUGAAAUAUAUGAGGCGUGGGUCAUAUAUAAUUUUCUAUCACUCUGCCUGGCAUGGGUUGGUGGCCCAGGGGCUGUUGUUCUAAGUUUGAGCGGCCGAAUUCUAAAGCCAAAUUGGUGUCUGUUGACCUGCUGCCUUCCUCCGCUUCCUUUGGAUGGGCGCUUUAUUCGAAGGUGCAAGCAGGGAUGUUUACAGUUUGUGAUUCUCAAGCCCAUAUUAGUGAUCGUUACAAUCGUACUCUAUGUAAAAGGAAAAUAUGAGGAUGGAAAUUUCAGUCCAAGUCAAUCAUACCUCUACCUCACAAUUAUAUAUACUAUCUCAUACUCAAUGGCACUUUAUGCCUUGGCUUUGUUUUACGUGGCAUGCAAAGAUCUGCUCCGGCCAUUUAAUCCAGUUCCUAAGUUCAUCAUUAUAAAAUCCGUCAUAUUCCUUACGUACUGGCAGGGUGUUUUGGUGUUUCUUGCUGCAAAGUCUGAACUUAUUAAAGAUACCGAGGAAGCUGCUGAAUUUCAGAAUUUUAUAAUUUGUCUUGAAAUGCUUAUUGCGGCAUUUGCUCAUCUUUAUGCCUUCCCAUACAAGGAAUAUGCUGGCGCAAAUAUUGGUCCUUCUCGUGGUUUUAGCGCCAGUCUUGGACAUGCCCUUAUGCUAAAUGACUUUUAUCAUGAUACUGUCCAUCAGUUUGCUCCUACAUAUCAUGAUUAUGUCCUUUAUAAUCAUGGUGGUGAUGCUGAAGAGGGGGGUGCAACGAAGUACAGGGCGAGGACUUUCGUUCCAACUGGCCCAGAGAUGGAUACUGUUAGGAAAAACAAGCACAUAUUUGGAAACAAACAAGAAGAUGUUCAGUUAUCUAAUCUCUCUCCCUCUGCCAAUAACAAUAAUCCACAAUAUCCUGGUGCAGGCCAGCAAACAGGGAAAUCGGAGGCAAUGAACUACUCGUUGCUUAUGGAUGCAUCAUCUAAUGUUUCAACACCCUAUGACCUAUCAUUGAUUGAUGUAGACAUUUCGAAUUAUCCAUCCAAGGUACCUGCAGUCAAUCCUGGGUCAAGGUGAUGACACUGAACUUUCAACCAUGUGUGAAUUUAUUGUUGUUGGGAAUUAGAUGCGCCCAGCGUCGCACGCGACCUGAGUAUGUCGCUGUGAAGGUCAGAAUUGUAAUUUAGUUUGUAAAUUUAGGCAAAGCUAGUUUUCUCUACCAUGUGCUAUUGAUUGUUUGUUCCUCAUUUCCAUAUGUAGUGUAAUCAGAGAAACCUCAGCUAUGUUGCAUUUGGAUGGUUUAACACAAGCUCAUCAUCAUAUUUUUAUCUA
Messenger RNA from Capsicum annuum, 2163 nucleotides. Its product is annotated as transmembrane protein 184A. The transcript is spliced from 8 exons. Gene Ontology annotation, biological process: transport. The record is from RefSeq and is a predicted model, not a curated record. Gene Ontology annotation, molecular function: transporter activity. Lineage: Eukaryota; Viridiplantae; Streptophyta; Magnoliopsida; Solanales; Solanaceae. The coding region runs from base 646 to 1908 and encodes 420 amino acids.